Diachasma alloeum is the source of this 2540-nucleotide messenger RNA. RefSeq names its product FACT complex subunit Ssrp1 (gene Ssrp). The transcript has 7 exons. Gene Ontology annotation, molecular function: nucleosome binding; DNA binding; histone binding. NCBI's taxonomy places the organism in Eukaryota, Metazoa, Arthropoda, Insecta, Hymenoptera, Braconidae. Gene Ontology annotation, cellular component: FACT complex; nucleus. Bases 193 to 2403 code for a protein of 736 amino acids. The record is from RefSeq and is a predicted model, not a curated record.
AUGAAGCUGAACAAAAUGCAACAAAACGCGGGAUUGAACGGUGUGGAGAACAUCAACCGCUGAUUUUUCCUCAAAAAAUAUAGAAUAAAGGCGUUUCUGAAGGGUUUCGUGAGGGGUAAGUGAGUUUCGAAAGGUUGCCAAGGACUUGCUGAAGAGUUUGAGGUCUCGAGGGCGUGAAAAAACAUCCUCGAGAUGGAUUUCCUGGAGUAUCCGGACAUCACUGCAGAGGUUAAGGGCGCAAUGAUACCAGGUCGUCUAAAGCUGACCGACCAAGCCCUUCACUUCAAGAAUCAAAAAACUGGAAAAGUCGAGCAGAUCUCCUCCAACGACAUGGAGAUGGUGAAUUUCCAGAAGUUCGUGGGCACCUGGGGACUCCGAAUUUUCCUGAAGAAUGGAAUUCUCCAUCGAUUCAGGGGCUUCAAGGAGGCCGACCUGGAGAAGGUCUCCAAGUUCUUCAGUACGAACUACAACAAGGACAUGCUGGAGAAGGAGUUGUCCCUGAAGGGCUGGAACUGGGGGACAGCUAAAUUCACUGGUUCAGUCCUGUCUUUCGACGUUGGUCAUCACACCGCGUUCGAGGUGCCCCUCUACAACGUCUCACAGUGCACAACCGGGAAGAACGAGGUGACACUCGAGUUCCACCAGAAUGACGACGCCCCGGUCUCCCUCAUGGAGAUGCGCUUCCACAUUCCAGUUUCAGACUCAGCGGAGACAGAUCCUGUUGAUGCUUUCCACCAGCAGGUGAUGGACAAAGCCUCAGUGAUUUCCGUCUCUGGCGAUGCGAUCGCCACCUUCAAGGAGAUCCAGUGCCUCACGCCCCGAGGUCGCUACGACAUCAAGAUCUUCCAGUCCUUUUUCCAGCUCCACGGAAAGACCUUCGACUACAAGAUCCCCAUGUCCACAGUAUUACGUCUCUUCCUCCUGCCCCACAAAGACAGCCGUCAAAUGUUCUUCGUGGUCUCCCUGGACCCGCCCAUCAAACAAGGUCAAACUCGCUAUCACUACCUCGUUCUGCUGUUCAACCAGGAGGAGGAAACGUCCAUCGAAUUACCGCUCACUGAGAAAGAACUCAAAGACCGAUACGAGGACAAAUUGCCUAAGGACUUAUCGGGGCCAACUUAUGAGGUACUUGGAAAGGUAAUGAAGGUAAUCAUCAAUCGUAAACUGACGGGACCCGGUAAUUUCGUGGGACACUCAGGCACCCCAGCAAUCGGUUGUUCCUUCAAAGCAGCUGCUGGAUACCUCUACCCUCUCGAGCGCGGUUUCAUUUACGUUCACAAGCCCCCAAUUCACAUCAGGUUCGAUGAAAUUGCCUCUGUGAACUUCGCCAGAGGUGGAGGAAGUACCAGAAGUUUCGAUUUUGAGAUUGAAUUGACGUCUGGAGUUGUCCACACGUUCUCAAGCAUCGAGAAGGAAGAGUAUGGAAAGCUAUUUGAUUUCAUCACCUCGAAGAAGUUGAGGGUGAAGAACAGGGGAAAGGGGGAGAAGGUUUCCUACGACAACGACUUUGGGGACUCUGAUCAAGAGGCUGAGCCUGAUGCCUAUCUGGCUAGGGUGAAGGCUGAGGCCAAGGAACGGGAUGAUGAUGCUGGCGAUUCCGAGGAGGAUGAGAGCACUGACGAGGACUUUAAUCCUAAUCAGGCUGAGAGCGAUGUCGCUGAGGAGUACGAUUCCAACCCUGGGACUAGCGAUGACUCGGACGAGGAGGGGGAUAGUGAUGGCAGUGAGAAGAAGGAAAAGAAGGAGAAGAAGGAGAAGAAGAAGAGUAAGAGUGCAAAAACGGUGAGUGAGAAACCGAGGAAGCCAAGGAAGAAGAAGAAGGAGAGGGAGGAGGGCAAGCCCAAGAGACCUGCAACAGCAUUCAUGCUGUGGUUGAACAGCGCCAGGGAGAAGAUUAAACAGGAUAAUCCUGGAAUCGCUGUUACCGAGAUUGCCAAGAAGGGUGGAGAAAUGUGGAAGACACUGGAGGGAAAAUCCGAAUGGGAGAAGAAGGCACAAAAAUUGAAGGAAGAGUACGCAGAAGCGAUGAAGAAGUUCGAGGCAACUGGUGGAAGUUUAAAGGACAAAGCAACGAAAGAGAAACCAGAGAAGAAGAAGCGAGAGACUAAGAAGGAUUCGAAGAAAGAGAGUCUUUCUCCUGCGAAGCCUGGCUCCUUCAAGAGUAAAGAGUACAUUUCUGAUGACGACAGUAGCAGCGAUGGAAGCAAAAAGAAAUCUGAUAAGGAGAGUGAUAAGGAAAGUGAGGAGGAGGAGGAGGAGAAGAAGAAACCAGCUAAGAAGGGAGGGGAGAAACGCCCAGCAGCUGAGGACAAAAAAAAGACGAAAAAGGGGAAAAAAGGAUCGUCAGUGUCCAGUGAGGGAGAAGAGCCUGAAGAGAGCAACGCGUCCAGUGGAAGUGAUUAAAUACUAAACAUAAAUUAUUAAUAGAAGGAAAAUUACACACUAAUAAGUUAAAAAGUUGUAACAAUGUUCUUGUAUUGUUCCAUGUAUUUUUCCAUUUUUUCCAUUAAGAGCGAAUAAUAGUCUCCAUUUUCAGUAAA